GUCAACCACUACCUCCCCAACUACCUCCUCAAGGACGACAUCUACAUCCCGCGCGGGGCGGCCAGGAUCAGGCCGGCCCCCCUGGCGCCCCGCCCCGACGACAACGGCGCCGACGCCCCGCGCCAUCCCUCGGGCCCCAAGGACCGCCGACGUCUGGUGGCCCGCAACUUCGAGCUGGCUUCCGAGGCCGUCUGCGCGCUGGGCGGCACCCCGGAGGCCCCCGCCGCUGACGACUUUGCCCAUCACGGUGCGGAAGAAAAGGCGAUCGUCCUCUUCGUCGCCUUCCUCUGCGCGCGCCUUCUGGAAACUUCGAAGGAGGAUCGCGCGGCCUUGGUCAUCCAGCGCGCCUGGAGGGGGCGGAUCUUGCCCACCGUCAAUGCGGGAUUUCACCUGAGGCGGUUCGAGGCGGCAGUUGGGAUCGUGCAGAGGUCCGUGCGGUCGUGGCUGGUGCGCCUGCGGGAGAAUGAUGGGCGCAGGGCGUUCAUCGUGAGGAUGCAGGCCAUGCGGCGCGGGCUGGUGCAGAGGCGCCGGUAUCUGAGGAUGAGGGCGGCCGCACGCACCAUCCAGGCGCGGGCCAGGGCGUGGCGCGAGAGGCGGCGGUACCGAGAGGUCCUUGGGGCCACGCGUCGGCUGCAGGCAGCUCGCCGGGGUGCCAUCCAGCGCAGGAGCUACCUGCGCGUGAAGAAGGCCGCUUUGAAGGUGCAGGCCACGAGGCGGGCAUCCGUCCAGCGGCGCCGAUACCUCCGCGUUCGACAGGCCGCGACGACGAUCCAGGCGGGCGCGCGGACGUGGCGCGCGCGCAAGGAAUAUCAUCGGAUACUGCACACGACCAGCAGGCUGCAGGCCACUCGUCGCGGCGCCAUCCAGCGCCGGAACUUCCUCCACGUGAAGAAGGCCACUUUGAAGGUGCAGGCCACGCGAAGGGGGUCCGUCGAGCGCCGCCGGUACCUGCGCGCCCGCAAGGCCGCGACCACCAUCCAGGCGGGGACACGGGCUUGGCGGGCACAGAAGGAGUACCGCCGGAAACGGCAAGCAACCAGGCGGUUACAGGCGAAUCGACGAGGAGCCAUCCAGCGCAGGCACUACCUGCGUGUGAAAAAGUCUGUCCUAAAACUGCAGGCUGGCGCACGAGGUUGGCAUGUUCGCAGGGACCACAAACGGGCGCUGUUGGCGGCCACCCGGCUCCAGGCUUUGCGUCGUGGGGGUGUCCAACGGAGGAAUUUUCUGCAUGUCAAGCGGGCCGUUGUCAGAAUUCAAUCUUUUGCAAGAAUGCGCCGUGCACAAUUGCGUUACAAGCGCAUCACCUGGGCAGCGAAGCACAUGCAGGCUGCUUGGCAUGGGAGGGUGCAGCGCCAUAUCUUUGCAAACACCAAACGUGCUGCCAUCGCAAUUCAGAGCUGCUGUCGCAUGUGGCGGGCAAGGAAGCACUACCAAAGGUUGUUGAAGGCUGUCGUGUGCAUCCAGGCUGGCUUCCGUUCCUUCUCAUGGAGGAAACGAUACAUUAAAACUAGAGCAGCCAUAGUGCGAAUCCAACGCUGUGCACGUCUGUGGAUGAUAAGCAAGGCGCAGCAACGUGACAAUGCAGCUAUCUGCAUCCAGAGAAUCUUCAGGGGCUGGCGUGCAAGGAAGGCACUGGAGUGCCAGCACCGUGCUGCUGUCUGCGUGCAACGCUUUGUGCGGGGCCAUCUUGCUCGCAUGGACCUGCCAGCAGUGAUUGCACGUGCCGAGGAGCGCAAGGCCCAGGCGGCAGCUGCCAGAAGAAUUCAAGCACACUGGCGUGGGAUCCUUGUGAGGAAGUGGACGAAGCCAAUUCUGGAGGCUGCCAGGCAGAGGCGGCGGGAACAAUGGGCAUCUGGCGUAAUUCUGAAGGCGGUGCACAGACGCCGCGCAAUCCGCCGAGCCGCCCGCCUGGCGGCCGCCAGGCGCACCCUCUCCCGCUGGGCCCCCGCCUUCCUCGACCGCUGCCGCCUACUCCGCGCCCGCCGCGCCGCCACUACCAUCCAGCGCGCAUGGCGCCGAUCGCUCCGACGCCGCCACGACGCCGCCGUGGCCAUCCAGGCCGGCGUCCGCCGCUGGCUGGCCGUCAAAAAGCACAAGUCCGAUGUGGCAUCGAUCAUCAAGCUGCAGGCCCUGUGGAGGGGCAGGAUGGCGAGGAUGCGGGCCGGCGCAAAAUUCGGUCGCGUUCGCCGGCGGCUGAGGGAGAGGGCGGCCGAGGCGAGGCUGCGGCCGGAGAGGCGGAUCGGGGCGCGGUGCAGGGCGGCGCUGGAGCAGCUGUGCAGGAGUCGGACGGUGGAGGCGGCGGCUGCGGCGGUGUCCACCAUCGCAAUAUGCACGCAGUACAGCGUGGGGUGCUGCCAGAUGGUGGUGGAGGGUGGCGGGGUGGGGGCGCUGGUGCAGUUCAUCGCCAGGUGCCACAAGAACAAGCACCACAUGACCGCGCUGCAACACAGCCUGGACUCCCUGUCCAACAUUUGCUCAAGGGCGUCUCUGGUGGCCAACGUCUUCACCAAGGACGCCCUGGCUACCCUUACCGACCGCCUCCAAACCUUCAGGGAGCACCAGGAUGUCUUCCUGUCAAUAGUCUCCUUGCUUCGCUUGUUGUGCUACGACAGGGGGCGGGCCGCCAUGGUGAUGGGUGAGAUGCGCCAGCUGGUGAAGCAGUGGGAGGCUGUUGCUGGGGUGCUGGCCAGAACCAUCGCAACAGAGAGGAAGGCCAUGGGGCGAGUGGAAGAUGACAAGUACUCUGACAACACAGUGAAGGGCCUAACACACCGUAUGUUUGCCAUGACGGCGCAAUUGCGGGCUUUGAACGAUCUCUUAGAAAUGGUCCCAGACACAACAAACACUGCAGUCGAGCCCACCAGGCCGCCCCUCCUCACGCCCCGCAAAAACCUUCCAGCGCCCAACAAAAUUCUGCACAAGGUUGAGAAGUGGUGCCCCAAGAACACGAUGGCACGGAUCGCACUUUCAGAGCUGCAAGUCACUGCUGCGGCACGGAGGGAAAAUGCCAGUUCUCCCACCCCAAAGCGAUUGAAGAGGUAUCAUCCUCCGGCUCGUUGA
Ostreobium quekettii is the source of this 3060-nucleotide messenger RNA. The record is from the annotation of a GenBank genome assembly. NCBI's taxonomy places the organism in Eukaryota, Viridiplantae, Chlorophyta, Ulvophyceae, Bryopsidales, Ostreobiaceae.